Messenger RNA from Oryzias latipes (Japanese medaka), 1295 nucleotides. Its product is annotated as odorant receptor 131-2-like. The record is from RefSeq and is a predicted model, not a curated record. Gene Ontology annotation, molecular function: G protein-coupled receptor activity; odorant binding; olfactory receptor activity. Gene Ontology annotation, cellular component: membrane. Lineage: Eukaryota; Metazoa; Chordata; Actinopteri; Beloniformes; Adrianichthyidae. Gene Ontology annotation, biological process: detection of chemical stimulus involved in sensory perception of smell; G protein-coupled receptor signaling pathway.
UCCAUGCAAAACAAUUCCAACCUGACGGCAGCGGUGCUGCGGAACGGGCUGGUGGAGGUGACGCUGUACUAUGUGGUGACCACGCUGCCAUGCUGUCUGUUCCUCUUCAUCAAUGUGACCAUGUUGUUCACUCUGAGGAGCAAAGCUGUGUUCAGGGAAACCUCCCGAUACAUCCUCCUCUUUAACCUUCUGUUUUCAGACACCGUGCAGCUGGCUCACAACCAGAUAAUGCUUCUGCUGUCGGGAGGAAAACCGUUGGUGUACCCGCUCUGCAUCGCUCUAACAGCCCUCAGCUUCUUCUCCCACAAUGCCUCCAUCCUCACACUGGUGCUGAUGUGUCUGGAGAGAUACAUCGCUGUGUGUUAUCCACUGAGGCACGCAGCCAUCGUCACCAUCAAGAACACAGGGGAGGCAGUGUGUGUGCUCUGGACCUUCAGUCUUCUGAUUGUUCUGGUGGAGGUGGUUCUGAUGCUGAAUGUUCCUUUCAAGGACCUGCCAAACAAGCAGCUGAGAGAGUUCUGCGGGAGAGAGAACCUAUAUCCUGACCAAGUGGCUGAGAUGUACCACAAAGUCUUCACCUACUUCCUCUUCACAUAUGCAGGAGUCACCGUGACUUUCUCUUACAUCGCCAUCAUGCUGGCAGCACGGUCGGCCUCCACCGACAAAGCUUCGGCCAGGAAGGCGCGGAAGACGCUGCUGCUGCAUCUAAUGCAGCUGGGCCUCAGCAUGUCCGCCACUGUCCAGACCUCUUUACUCAUUCUCAUAUUCCAGAGCAUAGAGAGGUCCGCCGCCACCAGCGUGCAGGUUUUCCUCUACAUUCUUCUCAGCCUUCUUCCCAAAUGUCUUAGCUCCCUCAUCUAUGGCCUCAGAGAUCAGACCAUCAGACCCGUCCUCAUGCUGAACCUCAGCUGUGGGUGGAAGAGCCCUUCCAGCACUGUUGCUCCGGUGAACGUUAAAAUCUGAUUCCUCCUCAUGCAAACCUGUUGGUUUUCAUUUUUAAGUGAAACUCCAGAUCAUAAAUGAGGCUGCAAACCAGUUUUUAGAUUUGUUUUUCAACAAGAAAAGGUGACAUUAUGAAGGUUCAGGUCUGGGUUUUGAUAGACCAACCUGUCAUAAGAGUUAGAGCAGGACACCUGAGCCCUGGGGAGGUGAUCCUGAGAUCACAGCAUGAGCCGACACAAAAAAGAACUGCUCUUUCAAAACGCUUACUUUUUUCUUUUUGUUAGCUUUGAAUCAAUUCAUCACAAACUUUGUUUUCAUUAGACUGGGAGAAACGUCAGUGCUUUUCCUUUGCU